Molecule: messenger RNA, 722 nt
Organism: Hyla sarda
Lineage: Eukaryota; Metazoa; Chordata; Amphibia; Anura; Hylidae
Product: microtubule-associated proteins 1A/1B light chain 3C-like
Exons: 5
Coding region: 181-564 (127 amino acids)
Biological process (GO): autophagy of mitochondrion; autophagosome assembly; macroautophagy
Cellular component (GO): autophagosome; autophagosome membrane; cytosol
Molecular function (GO): ubiquitin protein ligase binding
Source: RefSeq, a predicted model, not a curated record
UCUGGACAGGUUUUGAUAAAUCUCCCCCAUAGUUUUGCCUAUAUGCAGCAAUCGCAACGCGAAACCAGACGACGACAGAACCUCCCCCCCCUGCCAGCUGUAAAACAUAUGGCGAACACUUCUGAAGUCCAGCGAGGGUUUUGGCAAAAAAUACGGAUGAAAAGGUGACCCUAACCUUAUAUGGCAGUAAGAAAUCUUCUACAAGAUUCCAGCAACUUUACUAUUCCAGAGGAUGAUAAAGAUAGUCGCAUUCAUGAAGUUAAUAGAGUGAAGAGCAGAUACCCCUGCAAGAUACCGGUUAUAGUAGAGAGAAGUCAUCGGGAAAAACUGCUACCUCCACUUCAGAAGAUCAAGUUCCUUGUACCCCCGGAAAUCACAAUGGGGCAAUUUGUCAGUAUGAUAAGGUGCAGACUCUCCUUACCUCCAUCACACUCGCUCUGUGUACUGGUCAAUGAACGUCAGAUGGCAAGUUUAUCGCUGACCAUUCUGGAAGUCUACACAGAACACCGGGACCAGGACGGCUUUCUCUACGUGACUUACAGGUCACAUGAAGUAUUCGGCUGAGGACUUCUACAUGCACCGUAGAUGAUACCCUAGAUAGACUCAAGGUGUGACCACACAAGAGUUCUGGCUGAGCAGACUCCAUGAUCUCAUAAGCUCUACAGGGACCAUAAGAAGGAGCAGCUGUAUUUAGGAGAGGAACAAAAAUCCUUAAAGGGGUA